Molecule: messenger RNA, 258 nt
Organism: Trachymyrmex septentrionalis
Lineage: Eukaryota; Metazoa; Arthropoda; Insecta; Hymenoptera; Formicidae
Product: odorant receptor 43a-like
Exons: 3
Coding region: 1-258 (85 amino acids)
Biological process (GO): detection of chemical stimulus involved in sensory perception of smell; sensory perception of smell
Cellular component (GO): plasma membrane
Molecular function (GO): odorant binding; olfactory receptor activity
Source: RefSeq, a predicted model, not a curated record
AUGAAUACUUUUCUACAUUGUGGAGCAGGAGAGCUUGUAGUAGAACAAUGCAAUGCAGUAUAUCGUGCAAUGUGCGAUCUAGAGUGGUACGAGUUAGAAUCAAGUAAAGCAAGAAGUCUUAUUUUGUUAAUGGUACGAGCUAAAUAUCCUUUUUAUAUCACUGCAGGAAAUAUUUUUCCACUAACAAUGACUACUUUUUGCAGCAUAUUAAAAUCAUCGAUUGGCUAUAUAUCAUUCCUAUUGACAAAACAUGGUUGA